Molecule: messenger RNA, 1383 nt
Organism: Coniosporium apollinis CBS 100218
Lineage: Eukaryota; Fungi; Ascomycota; Dothideomycetes
Exons: 2
Coding region: 1-1383 (460 amino acids)
Biological process (GO): macroautophagy
Cellular component (GO): fungal-type vacuole membrane
Source: RefSeq, a predicted model, not a curated record
AUGCAGCUGUUGGGGCGCGGAAAGCAGGAGCUGUACCUGCUUAAAUGCAGCGGCAGCAGCGAUGCGGAAGAGCAGUCAAUCUUUCUGUACUCUUUCCCCUCCACACUCGUUGACGUUGCUCUAAUACUCUCACGCUCGUUGUACCAGCGCAUCAAGUUGAGCGUUGAACUCGCUAAAGCGCAUCUGAUCGUGAUGCUACAUCUCUUGUCCAAAUGCCUUCCUUUCCUGGCACUGGUGCCCUCGGUCGCAUCUCAGACCCUCGGGUCCUUCCAAGACGUCCUCGGCGGCAAUGAGAAUCUUACAUCUUUCGCGUCGUUUCUCCAGAACUAUACGGACAUAUACGGCGCCCUCUCAUGGUCCCGCGAUUUCACACUGCUGGCGCCGAGCAAUGACGCCAUGGACCGGAUACCAUACACCUCUCUCAACACCGUCUUCGAUAGCGCCGACAGGGACGCCAUUGGCGCCGUUCUGCAAUAUCAUGUUCUAAGCGGCAUUCGGCGGACUGAGGAAGUCUCCAGUAGUCUUCAGUUCUUCCCAACCUGGUUGACCAAUGCAACAUACGCCAACGUAACAAAUGGGCAGCGGAUCGGACUGGUUCAGCAAGCCGGAGAUGUCCUUAUUGCGGUCUCGGGAGGGGGAGCGAGGUCGACUGUUACGUCUCGGAACAUCCAAGCCAGCAAUUGCAUGAUACACAUCAUUGAUAACCUCCUCAUCCCACCCCUACCCUUUACCGCCAGCGCUGUGCAAUUUAACCUGACCGCCAUCGCCGGCGCAUUCGAAGCUGCUGAUCCAACCGACUACGUCUCGACAGCAUCAGACAUCACAAUCUUCGCCCCAAACAACGAAGCCAUGCAGGCAAUCGGCGGCACGCUCCAAAACCUGAGCUCAACCGAGCUGGCCUCCCUAACAGACUACCACGUCGUCAACAACAGCGUGCUCUACUCCUCCGCCUUCGGAAACGGCACGACCCUCACAAGCCGCAAUGGCCAACAACUAACAGUCCGCGUUGGCGGUAACAGACUCUUCGUUAACUCGGCCCAGGUCAUCCAGCAGGAUCUCCUAAUCGCGAACGGCGUGAUUCACGUACUGGACAAUGUACUGUCGCCCAAUGCGUCGGCCGCGGCGCCGAACCUGGAGGUUGGGACUCAGGCGCCCGUCGUGCAGGGCAGCGCGGUGGCGGAUGUGCCGUUUACGACCUUUUUGCCGUGCACGACGUGUACGACUGAGACGAGUACGUCAGCUACGGCGACGACGACAAUGAGGACGACGUCUUCGACGGCGCAGGGUGCGAGUGCUAGUCGGACUGGGGCAGCGGAAGUACGGAGACCGAAUGGGCUGUCUGGUGCAUUGGGGUUGGUGGCUGUUGCAGCGGCUUUGGUGUAA